CCGGGACAAUCUCACGUAGCGUCGCCCCGUUCCUGACAUCAACUACGGAGUCGAGUGGAGCAAAUCGCCAUGAAACCAGUGGCAUGCGAAAAUUUCCCAGUCCAAAUGUAAGCCAGCCGUUGGAGAUCCGGGCGGCGAACCGAGCGACAAAGCUACACUCCCAGAUCGUGGAUUGAGUUGGGACGGAGUAUUUAAUCCACAGUCACCCGGAAUUGACAGUUCACUUGUGGGGAGAUCUUGACAUAUUUGACCCCUUCGACCUUAACAUGCAUUCCGCGUCCUUUCUCUCAGUGCUGGCCAUCGCGACCGGGGCGAUUGCAGCGUCGGUGCAGACAGUGCCUGACGAGCUUGCCACCAUUGGAGACCCGUCGGAGAUCCUGAAUGUCUCCUAUGCUGUUGGCUCGAGCAGCAUCGAGGUGACCCCGGGCGUGCAUUUGAACUCAUCUGGUAAAGCAGUCCUUCGGCUUGCAUCAUGGACCAUGAAUUGACGAAACCAUCUAGUCACCCACAAUGCACCCACCGUGCAUUUGAAUGAGACCUCUCUCAGCGGCAGCGGGCCCUACCUCUUCAUGAUGGUCGACCCGGA
Molecule: messenger RNA, 586 nt
Organism: Aspergillus saccharolyticus JOP 1030-1
Lineage: Eukaryota; Fungi; Ascomycota; Eurotiomycetes; Eurotiales; Aspergillaceae
Exons: 1
Source: RefSeq, a predicted model, not a curated record